GAUUGGGUCAAUCUCAUUCACUUAACCAUGGUCUGGAUGCUUUACCACCUCACCUUUACACUAUGUUUAAAAUAUUCCUCCCACUUAUCACUCCGCCAAAAGUCCUGCCACGCAUUGCCAUAUAUCGGUUUCUUAUUCGUGUCCAUUAUUCCGGCAGUCUUGAUAGUCUUGAUCACAAACAGAAAACAAGAUCCCCACAAUAAGCAGGAUGAAUUUCUGUUCGCCUUGCUGAGUGGUGUCCAUUUCAUGUUACUAAAUCCAUUCACGACACUCCUUACUCUGGGCUCAGUGUUCUGUCAGGCAGCAAAGCUCAGGAAAGGUCAGCCGCCUCAGCGAGCAUUGAGUCCAGUAGGACUUGCGGCACAAGCAGGAGUGUUCUCAGUUCUGGCUAUCACUUGGCCUUUGCGGGUGACAUAUCUCGGCUCUAGUUGGGAUAUCUACACAUCAUGGUUUACGAUCUAUAACUGGUAUAUCUUCGUCGGUUGGCCGGCCGUGGACAAUGGGGUCUUUGCUCUAGUCCAGGCAUCUCUGUUGUGGGUGGCAUGGAAAAAUCAGCAUUGCCAGUUGACUCCGGAAGAUGAGAACGAGCUGCUACUUGCGGGUAGUGAUAACGUCUAA
Messenger RNA from Aspergillus uvarum CBS 121591, 618 nucleotides. RefSeq lists its product as uncharacterized. The transcript has 2 exons. Lineage: Eukaryota; Fungi; Ascomycota; Eurotiomycetes; Eurotiales; Aspergillaceae. The annotation marks the transcript as partial. The record is from RefSeq and is a predicted model, not a curated record.